Letharia columbiana is the source of this 594-nucleotide messenger RNA. RefSeq lists its product as uncharacterized. The record is from RefSeq and is a predicted model, not a curated record. NCBI's taxonomy places the organism in Eukaryota, Fungi, Ascomycota, Lecanoromycetes, Lecanorales, Parmeliaceae. The coding region runs from base 1 to 594 and encodes 197 amino acids. The transcript has 2 exons.
AUGGCUACACAGCACUCGAAUGUCGCUCUGAUACCUCAGGAACAAUAUGUGGCGACAUUUCAACAGCUUGAGGAUUACGCCUGGGACUCGGAUCCAGAAUUCCAAGGUGGUCUACAAGCAAUACUCGGGUCAAAUUCUUCCACAGAACAAGCUGAGCACCUGACUCUGCGUGCCAGGUGCUUCUACUUUGCUCGCAAAAACAACAUUCCCAUCGACUUCAACGCCUACCAUACAUGGCGGUCUCAGCAGUCUUCCUCUCUUGCCAAUGGCAUGUCAGUCAUAGCCUCAGCGUCUGACCCUUUCAUCGUGAACAACAUUUCCCCGAGACCUGAAUCAACUUCUCGCAAUUUCACAGACACCAGCCCAGGAGACGUAGAGCCGCCCGCACCAUAUCCGACAUCCUUCAGCCAAUUAGUCGAGCUAAUCACAAGUGGGGAGCUAAUACCAGGUAUCAAGGAAGUUCCGAAUACUGUACUAGAAGGGCAAGCUUCUCAACCAACGACGGCCAAGCGGAAAAAACCAUGGGAAAUGGACGAUGCUAGUACCGGCGAGGAGGUUGUUGGAACAAAUCAUUCACUCACGAACAUUGCAUAG